This is a messenger RNA of Helicoverpa zea (corn earworm), 3637 nucleotides long. RefSeq names its product F-box only protein 9. The coding region runs from base 138 to 1529 and encodes 463 amino acids. The record is from RefSeq and is a predicted model, not a curated record. The transcript has 11 exons. Gene Ontology annotation, biological process: SCF-dependent proteasomal ubiquitin-dependent protein catabolic process. Gene Ontology annotation, cellular component: SCF ubiquitin ligase complex. NCBI's taxonomy places the organism in Eukaryota, Metazoa, Arthropoda, Insecta, Lepidoptera, Noctuidae. Gene Ontology annotation, molecular function: protein binding.
UACAGUCAAUGCGAAUGGAGUUUGUCUGAAGCCUGGACUUUGUUUGUAAAUGGCUAAUACUCUUAUCAAUAACGCUUUCGAACUGAAAAUAAAAAUCUGUGUUGCAUUUAAUUGCUAAAAACUUUUAUCAUAUAAAAAUGGCAUCAGUAUCAGCAGCUGCUACUGGUGGAGCUGGUGAGGACUGCGAGGGGGAGGAGCAGGAAGACCCUUCAUCAGUUUCCCUAGAUGAAGUACUGGAUGUGACUGACACAAUUGAUAACUUGUCUGUGCAGGAUAACUCACAGAAUGCAGCUGAUGAUGAACUGCAAGCAUUCCGUCAGCAAUGGCAACGUGAGCUGGAGGCGAGCUCCACGCCGCAACGGGAACUGCGCCAGAAGCAGGUCCAGCUUACUGAACCUGAGGAAUGCUCUGAUGAGGAUAAGGCUAAGCAGUUGUUCCUGAAGGCGGUGGAGUUGGAGCGCUGCGGCAAGCUAUACGAAGCUAUACAGCACUACAAGCGCGCGAUGCAGAUACUGCCCGACGUCGAGAUGCGCCUGUAUGACGAGCUGAGGGCAGAGGCUGAUACUCCUGAAGAAGAAGAAUCAGAGACGGAGGAAGCAGCCAGGCCUGACAACGAGCAUCCCAGUGAUGAUGAAGACGCGGUGGAAGGCGAGGACUUGCUGGCCAGGCUGCAGAGGAUCGUCGCCAGGAGGGGAGUGCUAUGCGAGCAAGAGUAUCCUGCUAAGGGUGGUCACAUCUCCUGGCUGCCGUACGAGGUGAUCCUAGUGCUCCUACGCUGGGUGGUGAGCGCGGAGCUGGACGCGGGCUCGCUGGAGCGCGUGGCGGGCGCGUGUCGCGGCCUCUACUGUGCUGCCAGGGAGCCCGAUAUCUGGCGGAGUCUGUGUGUCAAGACGUGGGGCAUAGAAUGCGGCACCCCCCGCGCUAGCGGCUUCCCGUCGUGGCGGCACAUGUACGUGUCGCGGCCGCGCGUGCAGCUCAACGGCGUCUACAUCAGCAAGACCACGUACAUCCGCCACGGCGAGAACUCCUUCCAGGACCAGUUCUAUAAGCCCUGGUACCUCAUCGACUACUAUAGGUACCUCAGGUUCUUCUCGGAAGGCUUGGUGCUGAUGUGGACGACGGCGGACGAGCCCGCGAACUGCGUGGCACAGCUGCGCUACCGCCAUGCCAAGACCAGCCUCGGCAUACUGGCGGGACACUACCGACUUAUUGGCGAAAAGGUUGUGAUAGUGGUGAAGAAGACGCAGGACAAGAAGAACAUACAGAUCGCGAACACGCGGUUCCGCUCGCGGCGCAAGGAGGUCGAACAACAAGAACAGACUUACCACAUGGAGUUGGAGCUGCGCAACAUGCGCUGCGUGCGCAACGCGCAGCUGUCGUGGCGCCGCUACUCCGUGUGCACGCGCCGCGACCAGUGGACGCAGUUCGAGAUCACGCCCGCCAAGUUCCCGCCCUUCGCCUUCAGCCGCGUGCGCAGCUACACCUCCGACUCGCUCGCGCCGCUGCUCACCACGCAUGCCUACACCUAGCUAGAAUUUUAUGACAACUGACUGCUGGGAGAGGCCGCCGAGGAUUCGUCGGACCUAAGCGAGUGAUGUGAUACUCACAGCUUACGUCUGCUGCGCUUGCUGGACUGCUGGUACGCAAUAAUCAUAGAUUAAUUGAUAGACUAAAGUGAGGAGGAGUAAUUGUACUAGCUAAGAAUGACUGAGACUUGUGUGUUAGUGUGGGCUUCCUCGACACUGGAUAUUACUGACGAAACCUUGGCUAGAAUAUUACCGUUUGUAACUGAGAAAGGAGUAAUGUUUGCAUCAUCUGUUUGACUGAACCUUUGGAUAACCUCGUCUUUGAGAGCAUAUAACAUAUUUGCAUCAAUAGAAGAUAAGUAACAACACCCAUAGUUUGUUUAGGCUGAGAUGUGCCAAGUAUAAGCUGUACGGAAUCGCUCGCGCUUGCUAAGGCGGCUUGCAUGAUAAAGUUGUCAUGGAAUAAUAUUAAAACUGUGCGCAAGAGUUCACUAGUGCAUCAAGACAUUGCCGAAUUAAAUCGUUUACUAGUUGUGUACAAAUUGAGAAGUUAUCUUUAUUAGAAUGAGAGAGUCCUGUUCCUUUUCCUCGCAGCCCCCUGAUUUAGGUGAAUUUUAUAUUUAUUUUUGUAAAUAGUUAUGAAGACAUUUUUACUGUAGGCCGAUGUUCUGGCAGACGCUUUACGAUGUUGUUGUUAUAUAAAUGUGCAAUUUAAGAACGCUUAUAACUAGUUAAACUUUCGCAACUUACACCGCGACCUGUCCGUUAUGUUAGAAUCGGGGGCUGUAUGUAAUGGUACUUAUUUUUAUACUUUUAUAAUAAUUUUGCGCUCAAAAGCACUGAUGGGUUUUAUCAAAUUGUUGAUUAUUUUAUUCUUGUUAUAGUUUCAUUAUCCUAGCUCUAAAUUGUCAAUUUAAAAGACGAAAAAUUGUUAGUUUUGGAUUCCAUUUUCAAUGUAUUUACAUACUCACCUUAUUGUGUGAAAUAUUGUAAGAAAAAAAAAUCUAGAGUCGAUAGAAAAUAAAUUGACUGAUUAUGACCGAAUUUGACGUAACUCAUAAAUAGGUUCUAUUGUCUUCGGCUCUGGGUUUAUUUUUGAAUGACCCUCGUCGUAUGAGCAAGAAUGUUGUGAUUACUAUUGCCUUAGGCUAAGUAUUGUAAGUGACCAGUGUUCUUGUCUCAAAUGUUACUAUGUCCUGCUCUUGACGCUAAUAAGCAUUCUGUGAUGUUUGGAGACAUUUUAUGUAUUGAUUUUGGCAGACUAAGGAAAAAAAAACUGUGUAAAUAAAAUUAAAUUUGUCGCCUAAAACUUAUUUCAAAUUCUCUUCUUCUAAAAUAAAAGUAGGCCUAAAAUUAAGCAAAAAUAUUCAUAUUGUUGAAGGUUUAAUAUAAUAAAAUACCAAAAUAUUAAUACUAUUGGUGUCGGAGUAACGCCCCGAUUGUAUGCAACUAUACUUAGUACUUGACAACACGACAACCUAUCUUCAAUCUAUCAACAUCUGUAUUUAACUGAUAAAGUACAAAACGUAUAUUUUGUAACAUUCAAACUAUACCCACUUUAGAUAAUUCUUUUACUCAUCUAUUGUAAAUAUUUGUAAAUCUUUUCUUAUCACUUUGCCUCCAGUUGAGUUGUCGAGCUGUAUUGUGCGAUCAAAACCUGGCCUUUUUGCUUAUUUUGACGUUUGACGUUUACAAUGUCAAACUUCGCUUGUUGUCUGGUUUUACUCUAUGAUGGCAACAAAAUAUUUUCUGUGUGCAGCUUUUGAACUGGCCCUGUAUCUUAUGAUAAAGUGUUUUUUUGAAUAUUGAAAAUAUGAAAUAUAUUCCCAUUGUAUUUUUUUUAGAUCAGCACCACCUGCCAUAUUCCUGCCUGUUUUUUGUUAUAUUUAGUAAGGUAUAGUUGAAUCUUGAAAAUAGGCCAACAUUUUUGAUCGCAUAAUAUUGAAUUAAUCGCUUGCUAAUAUAAUUUAAGCUUUAAGUACACAGUCUUAAAGACUAUUUCUUUGUUCAUGACGUUGAAGUCUAAAGACAGUCAUAAUAAUUGUAUAAGAGAAGUAGUGCUUUGUACUAGUCUUAAGUCUCGGGAUGAGAUAAUAAAAUUAUUCAUUGCA